This is a messenger RNA of Kockovaella imperatae, 4760 nucleotides long. RefSeq lists its product as hypothetical. NCBI's taxonomy places the organism in Eukaryota, Fungi, Basidiomycota, Tremellomycetes, Tremellales, Cuniculitremaceae. Bases 76 to 4527 code for a protein of 1483 amino acids. The record is from RefSeq and is a predicted model, not a curated record. The transcript has 6 exons.
GUAUACCCCGCGAAUCCAGGCUGACAUGUUCUCCGCCAGAUCACCUCGUAUGAUGCUUGGCCUCAUGUCGCCACCAUGUUUGGGUUUCCAAUCUUUCGCGAGACGCCUCAGGGACCUCGCUCGACACCCGAUAUAGGUCAUCAAUUGCGGAGGAUGUUCACGUCGUAUCUUGGAGGUUUGGAGGCUCUUUGGGACAAGACCAAAGCUGCCGAUAGUCUAAUGAGCAUGGAUCAGUCAAUUCCAGAUGAGCAAGCUCGAGGGAAUGCUUCAGUCUCGCCGUCCCAAUAUCGCCAGCAGCUCUCAGUCAAUCCCCCGGUCAUGACCUUGGCACCGAGCUCAUCUGGCAAUGGGUCUGCUCCACCUAUCCCAUCCUCGUCGGCCGCCCAGAAAAGUCCAGGCAGACCGCGAGAGUCCUCGAAAGCGAACCUCAAAACCCAGGCUCGACCAUCAUCACCAUCUCAGCCUUUCAUCGCCGUCAAUGCCAAUCGACAGUCCGUAGCUGUAUUGAGUCAGACGAAUAGCCAUACUGCAUCCGCGGCUCAACCAUCGUUAUCGUCUCAAGGCUCCUCACAGCCUUCGCGGCCCGUCUCAGCCGCCCCUGCGCACUCGCAACCAUAUGAGCCGCCGAUUAUCCAGACAUUUGAAGAUCUGGUCAAGUCGAAACAAUUGCCUUUACCGGAACUUAAUGCCAAAGUGCAUGUACCUUCGAUGCCCAGCGAUCUCGCGUGCUAUGCAUGGCGAGCGCACGAACUCAGGCUCGAGAUACGGAAGAUGACUGUGAACCAGCCGAGGCGAAAUCUGUCAAAGGAUGAGCUGUCAUUCUGGAGCAAGUUGUUGAUGAUCCUCAAACGCAAUCCUACCAUAAGCAUUCCGAAACCCUCUGAUCUCCUAGGAACCAGUGUCAAUGCUGCACGUCAACUGUCGUCUGAAACUCAUCUGGCAAGCUUGGCUGUCGUCGAGUCAGUUCGAAAUGGCUCAGCACCAGCCACGAACCCAGCGACAGCCCCUCUAGCAUCGGUAAGCCAGCCUACCACGAGCCAAGCGGCAGCUGGAUCGAGUUCCGUCAAGAAGCGCGGCAGACCAUCGAAGCACAGCUCAAUAGAAGCGAGCGGUCAGGUAGAAUUGUCUCAAGCUGGUCCCUCAAUCCCAGGCCGUAGACCGGUUGGCCGACCGCCCAAGCUCGAUGCCAAUGGCAAUAGGAUCAAUAGAUGCAAAGGGCGCAAAUCGAAUGUAGGGUCCCAGAACACCGGCGCGGAUGUGACGGGGACGACUGAGGUCAUCGAACAGGCGACUGCUGCUGCAGUCCCUGUAUCUGACAGAGGCUCUGGCCUUCCAGCUUUGACUCAAGCAGGAGAUCUCUUACGCCAUUUACAAGCUCGACAGCAAGGGACAUCUACUUUGACCCCGCCAUCUGAUGGCUUGCCUACUUCUAUCAACCCCGCGCUGCUGCGUCGAGUCUCGCAGGCUCCUGCCGCGCCGGUGACGGGCGAUGUGGAGCCAUCAACGUUCGCAUCUGUCACUGCUACAGAGAUUCAGGACUCAGCAUCCCAGAGCCAGCCGAACGAUAAGCCUGCCGCCGGCAAAGUCAAGAAUCCCAAACGGGUGGAGGCAGCCAAUCGACGAUGGUCGAAACAGAAAGCAGAGACGAUCGCCAAUAGUGCUCAGACUCCAAGCCCUACGACUAAUGGUCAGGCGAUGCCUGGCGCGGCAGCCAUCCCCUCCCAAGCUGUCGGCACACCGCAAUCUUCGCGUAAAUCGACGUCGAAAGCUCUCCUUCUCAGUAGUCAGAGUCCACGAAAGAUUGUGAAUCUUUCUGGAUCAAGAAUCAGUCGAGCGAGGAUGCGGUUAUCGGAUGCCGCUACGCCGGUCAAAGUCAUUGGAAUGAAGCGAGUCUUGAAGGGAACGCCUAAGGCUGGUCCCUCACAAUUCGAGGCAAGGAUCGCGCCGGAAACUCUCGCCGCUGCGAUGGCAAAUGCUGAGGCUAACUCUCGGUCGACCGCAUCUGUAUCGAAAAGUUUUGCAUUGGUCACGCCUCUGUCCGCUGCUGAGAAGGGCAAAACACCCAUCAGUAGCGCUUCUCAACCCGCGGAAUCUCCAACUCGUAUAAGCAGUGUUCCGGCGCUGGCCUCGCUCCCCAAUUCCGUUUCCAGACUCGUCAAGAGGCGCCCGGAGCUCAUCGUCGAGGUCCCGAUCCGCCGUCCAGAUGGAAAGGUCAAGGAAAGUACGCCGAUUUCCGGACCUCCUGCAUCCCGAGCCUCCAAGCCAAGGUCGUCUGGCGUGGCGAGAGACCUAAAAAGACUCUCCUUUCCCUUCGCUACCCCAAAGUCUCGCGAUGGCUCUCCUAGACUUCGCUCACAGCGUUCUAUGAGCGCUCUGACGUCUUCUCCUCGCACGAGACGACUAGCAUCUGUUCAUCGUCCUUCGCCGCUCGGCCGGAAAGUCUCGGUACCAAAGAUCGCCAAGCAGGUCCGCAGAGCGAUGUCGAUCCAGUACAUCCCCUCGAAAGCCAAGUCCAGGCCAGUCGUCAAUCUGAUUUCAUCCCAGAGCCCAGACACACUGCGACGAGGUCCUAUCGAUCGAGCGAAAGUCGUCAUUCCUAUUGGACGCGGUCGUCGCAAAUCGCUCAUCCGACGGGGCGUCUAUGAUGCUUUCCGGGACGACGACUCUGAGGACGAAACUGUGAGACGAUCUUCUCAUCCUCAUCUGCGACCCAUGAAGCCUUUGCCGCGCUCAAUUGCCCGUUCUACUCGACCCAGAGAUCCCGAAGUCAUCCCUGUUCGAUUCCUCUAUCGACAUGAUCCGGCCAUGGUGGAGCCGCUCAAGUCUAUCCUUUCUGAGGAGAGUCUGCUUCAUCGUGCUCGACCGCAUCCUUGCUAUUGGCAAGGUUGUGAUAGUGUGCUGGCUAAUGAAAACCUGCUCGAAAAGCAUUUCAAUCACCGGGACCAUUUGCGUCAGGAUGUGAUGAGAGCGGGGAUGUGGGGUCGAGAUUUCUUCUGGCGAUGCCACUGGAAGGGAUGUGAAGAGCCUUGCUUCGUAUCGAGGGAUCAUUUGUGGCAACACAUCAAGGCUAGACAUAUCUCACGGAAUCUGAAAUGUCCUUGGAAGGGUUGCGACAUUGCUGUGCCGAGCGUCUCGCAGCUCAACAGGCAUGUCCAGCGUCAUCACGAGGAUGAACUUGAAAACGUCAAUCCGCUUGCGGAUUUAUCCAAGCCGGCACCUCUGAAACCAUCCUCGCCAAUCGAUCACAUCUUACCCGAGAUCGCUUACACCGAUCAGUUGACCACCUCACCUGUCCUUGGCACCGUCUAUCCCACAAUGUUCCGACGAGAGUGGGCCAGAGCCAAAGUCGCAGCCAAUUGCUUUGCAGGCGAGAAUCCAGUCAUGCACGUCGAACACCCGCCGCACAUGUUGGAGAGGAUCGACGUCGACUCGGACUCGGAACCUGAAUCAGACGAAAGCGACGCGCUGCUGGAUGCUGGUGCUGUACGAGUAGAGCGAUUGGCCGAUCGAGGUUGGUCGAGGCAGACUAGACGGUUCAUCUGUGUCGUUGAGUUGCCAACGAAGAAGCCGUGGCUCGUACGGCCAGAGCAGGCGUUCGCGGAGUAUUCAGUUGACGGAGACGGGUCAGUUGUCGACGUGGACGCAGAUGAUAGUGGGAUCGAACUCACUGCCGAAGAAGCAGCUUGGAUCCAUGGAGACAGAGACGGUGACGGACAAGUUCAAGUGAUCGACGAAUUGGAGGUGGAAGUGGGAGGCACGAACGCCGUUGCUGGACCUUCGAGAUUGCCCAUUGAUCCCGAUACCAUGACGGAUGAAGAAGCCCGAGCUAUCGCGGCUCAGAUGGAAGAUGAGAUGAGACAUUGGAACUCGGCUGCAGUUGCGGAUGACGAGGCGGACGAGCAGGAGUUGCUGGAUGCGCUGGAGGCCGCAGAGGCUGCUGAAGCUGUCAUGGGGGAGGAGGUUUUGAACAUGAUGGACACAAUAGAGGCGACCGGCGAUUCAACAUUGGUAUCUGUCAACGCACUCGUCGACACUGAUGAUUCGAUGGAGACGAGCGCUGCGGAUGUGAGGACUGAAGAGACUGUACAGCCGCUCGGGGUGACUACAUCUCUAGUGGCUGAGAAUCUGAGCGAGCCAGUCGAGGCAUCAGGUAUCAACAUGGAUGCCUUUGUGGCCGAGGAGCCCGACACUGCCGCUCAAGACGUGCCCGAAGACUUGCAGGGCAACGAGAUUGGACAGACAAUAUCCAGUGCUUCCACUCCUGUGGAGACUAUCGCGGUGGAAGAAAUCGUCGUCUCGACCAGUGUCGAUGCUGUCGACGACGACGAGCCUCCGUUUGAGCUGCCUUCGGAAGGCAUGGAAACCGCGGAGGAGACGACGGCCAUCACACGGACUCGCAUCCUGGUGAACGAGGGGGAACCCGCCUUGCCCGACUCGUCGAUGGAUUCCAUUGGUAUCGAUGAAGUGGAUAAGGAGCCUGCUAUGCGCAGUCUGGAAAGAGUGUCAGCGACCACGAUCAUUGCGUAGUCCAGCAUAUAGCCUUUGUUGCAUCCGAUUCGCGGCACUUCAUGCAAAUCUCAGCCUAGUCAUGCACUGCCUACAAGGACGAACAUUGACUGCAUACAGCGCCGAGUCAGGCAUCAUAUUGAAGAAGAGAAAAAGACAAUCAUGUGCGUCUAUGCUAAUGCAAAUCAUGCUAAUACACCGGGAAGACCUCCAAACUUAGCUCCACACAUCCGUCAUCAGACGCUACGAGUAUC